Messenger RNA from Lutzomyia longipalpis, 1999 nucleotides. Its product is annotated as probable 4-coumarate--CoA ligase 3. Gene Ontology annotation, biological process: fatty-acyl-CoA biosynthetic process; long-chain fatty acid metabolic process. Gene Ontology annotation, molecular function: long-chain fatty acid-CoA ligase activity. Bases 30 to 1670 code for a protein of 546 amino acids. The record is from RefSeq and is a predicted model, not a curated record. Lineage: Eukaryota; Metazoa; Arthropoda; Insecta; Diptera; Psychodidae. The transcript is spliced from 5 exons.
AGUACUCAAAGUAAAAUCACAGUGAUAAGAUGUCCACAACCAAGUAUUUUAGUGAAGAAAAAAUCUGGAGAGGUCCAGAAAAGCCUGCAUGGCUGUUCAAUGAGAAGGCCAAUCUAGGAAGGAUCCUUCUGAGUAUCCUUAAUCGUGAUCCACAUAAAGUGGCUCAAAUCAGUGAUAACAACGGAAUUCGAAUGACAAACGGCGAGAUGGUGUCGUAUGCUGAGAAAAUUGCUGGAGGAUUGAAGCAAAGAGGAUGCAAAGUAGGAGACGUUGUUGGUUUUGUGGCAGCAAAUGGACAUAUGUUGGCUCCUACAUUGAUCGCUUGUUUUCUCCUUGAAGCUCUAACGAAUGUAAUGGAUUUGACUAAGGACGAAGAUGAAAUCUACGCCAUCUUCAGAAUUACAGAACCAAAAUUUAUUUUCUGUGACGCUGAAAAAGUCAAUCUUGUGGAGAAAGUUGCUGGAAGGAUGCAGAAUUCUCCUACAAUAAUUGUUUUUGGUAGAAAUACAGUUGAGAACUACAUCAGUAUUGAAGAUCUAAUGCAGGAAGGUGAUGAUGAGGGGUUAAGAAGGAAUAUUUUAUUGGAGGCCUGUCGUCCAAUUAAAAUGGACUACAACAUAAUUUGCUGCUCUUCUGGAACAACAGGUCCUCAGAAGGCCGUCUGCAUUUCUUACCAGUCACGACUUACAGAAUACUGCCAUCAGAAUGUUGUCUCAUCACCAACAGAUUCCAUAUUCAGCUUUAGUCCUAUGUCUUGGACAAUAGGCUAUAUUGUCUUUUUUAGAAGUAUCUUCCAUGGACUAACACGUAUAAUUACAACUGAGGAAUUUAGUCCAGAACUCUUCCUUCGCAUUAUUUGCAAAUACAAAGUAACAAACAUAACAAUCAACCCAAUUUUACUGCAGUUUAUUUUUGAAUCUCCCAAAUUUACAACCUCAAGUUUUUCUUCACUGAAGGAAAUCUGGUGUGGUGGAUUUUUAGUAACAGAACAUCUAAUUGAGAAGCUCAAGUCCUUCUUGUCGCAAAUUAAUUUUGUAAUUGGAUAUGGAAGUACAGAAACAGGAGCAAUAACAGCCUACAAGUAUGACCCAAAAGGAAAAAUUAAUGUUGGAAACUUAUUACCUGGAAUUGAAGGAAUUGUUAUUAAUGAAGAAGGACAGAGAUUGGGGCCUGAUGAAAUAGGACAAGUUUGCUUCAGAAUUCCUUUUCCAAUGGAAUAUUUGAAAAAUCAAGAGGCAACUGCCAAAUUCAUCGAUUCAAAUGGAUUUGCUCAUACAGGAGAUUUAGGAUUCUUCGAUAAAGAUGGUUUCCUCUCCAUAACAGGACGAUGUAAAGACGUCAUCAAGUACUUCUUAUUUCAUGUAUCAGGAUCUGAAAUUGAGAGGGUCGUCAAGACUCAUCCUAGUGUGUCUCAUGUAGUUGCUGUUGGGAUACCUGAUCAAAAAUAUUCCCAUCUUCCUGCUGUUUUAGUUGUCCUAAAAAACGGAUCAUCUGUUACAGCCGAAGAGAUAUCAGAUCUCGUUGCGGAGAAGCUUCCAGAUUCGCAUAAACUUCGCGGAGGAGUUUACUUUGUUGAUAAAAUACCUUUAACAUCAACGGGGAAAGUAAAGAAAUUUGAAGCUGAGAAAUAUGCUGAAAAUAUAUUUAGGCUUCAUAAGAUAGUGGAUUAAUAUUUAUUAGCUAGCAAGAGAAGAUCCAUUUUUCUGCUACGUACUUGUAAUUUUUAGCAUGAUAAUUAAGAUUAUAGCACAAUGAACCUUACCAAGAAAAUUGAAUUAAUAAAGAGGAAAAAAACUGAAAAGAAAGCUUUUAUCUCACUUUUAUAAAUUAUGAUUUUACGAAAUGAGCUAAGAAUACAAUUCACAAGUCGUGCAAAAAAGCUUUGUAAAUAUUAUAACAAGAUUAAUAAAAUGGUUUAUUAGCCGUUUGUAAACUGAUGCUAAGGAUAACAUCAUAAUAUAAGAAUAAAACCACCUUGAUUUCUGUCUAGAUAAUAAAA